Molecule: messenger RNA, 3003 nt
Organism: Chlamydomonas reinhardtii
Lineage: Eukaryota; Viridiplantae; Chlorophyta; Chlorophyceae; Chlamydomonadales; Chlamydomonadaceae
Exons: 7
Coding region: 423-1625 (400 amino acids)
Source: RefSeq, a predicted model, not a curated record
CGGAAGUGAAGCUCAUUUGAAGGGCUAAGUACAGAUGGUAAAGAGGUGAAGGCACCUGCACAUGUGUCCAGUUCCCGCCGGUGGUGGCUCUCCUCCGUCUGGUGGCUCUCGACGAGUGCCCCGUUCAAGGAAAUGCCUUGCCAUACUGGCGCACGAGUAAGACGACGCAACACGGGUUACGAUGCGGUUGCGUGGCAGUGGCGAUGGAGGAGUGAGUGCGGCCAUUCCGAGCGUUGCUGCUGCGACCCCACGUGAAGUGGCACCUUCGCAGAGCUUCAAGCUAAGAAUUCUUGACAACACAGCUUGUGGCUGCAGUCAGCCCAGUUGUGAGCUCCUAAAGCGGGACUCACGCGCUCGCGUCAGCAGCAUUCUCCAACUUUUUAUCACAGGUAGGGCCAGCAACAGCGAGAGCUUCUUUCACAAUGUUCGGUGCAGCUGCUCGCAUCGCAGCUAGGCCAGCUGCUGCUGCAGCAGCUGCGGGUGUCGCGGCCAAUGCAGCUCAGGGUUCCGCCCAGGCGCGCGCGCCCGCACAGAGCGCCGGGCGCCAGGCGGUGCACGCGCCUGUCCAUAACAACAAGCUGGUCGACCGUGAUGUGGAUUCCGGCUGGCUGGACGUGCAGCUGAAGGAUGAGGUGGUUCUGUUCCAGCCCUUCAACACGCAGGAGCUGGACCAGGCCGCAGACACCGUGCUGGCGCUGUUUGGAGGCAGCGCCGGCCCCUCCACCUCCACCUCCGCCUCCACCUCCGCCGGCCCCAUCGUGACGGAGCCCGAGGACGCUGACGGCCACCCGCAGCAGCACGGCAGCGGCCGCAGCAGCGACGACGGCGGCGCCGGCAGCGACCUCGCGGACGCCUACAUCGAGGCGGCGGCGGCGGCCAACGCCCGCGCGGUGGCGGCGGGUCAUCGGGCCCGGGAGCGGGAGCAGCUGGAGGGACUCAUGGCCAUCACCACACGACUGCUGCGGCGUCCGGGCAUGCAGCGCGAGGUGGUGUUGUGCAUGCUGGAGGACACCGAGGUGCGCGAGCUCAUGAUGCGCCAGUGCAGCGACCUGGACCGCUACCUGCUGGCCGCCGGCAUCCACACGCCGCAGCUGCUGCCGCCCGCCGCCGCCGCCGCCGCCGAGGGCCUGACCUCCGCCUCCGCCUCCUCCACCUUCUCCACCACCUCCGCCGCCUCCGCCGCCUCCGCCACCGCCACCGCGGAGGCCUCCACGAACCAGUCACCGCCCCAGUCGCAGCAGGGCGGUGGCGUCGGCGGCCCUGGCGGGCUGGUUUCCAAGCUGGUGGGCGCUGUGGCGGGCGCCAUUGAGCGGGCGGGCGACGCACUGGCCUGCUUGGGUGGCUGGGUACGCCGCCACCUGGCCGCCAGCCUGCCCUUCGUGGGCCCCGCCGACCACCAGCCGCAGGCCACCGCGGGGGCCUGGGGCGAGGCGCAGGAGGGCGUGGAGGAGGAGGGGGUUCAGGAGCAGGGGGGCGGCGGCAGGGCGCGCCGCGGCGGCGCGCAGCCCAAGCGCGGCGCAGACCUGGUCCUGGGCGGCGUGAUGGCGCUGGCGGUGGCGGUGUUCGCGGUGGCGGUCAUCCGGCGGCCGCUGGUGCUGCGGCAGCUGAGCCGCAGCUUCCGCUAGGCAGGCGGAGGGGGGCAGCGGGCGCCUGGGGACACGGAGGGAGGGGACACGGCAUGCACGGAGGGGACACGGGGUCGCGGGGGCGGCGCUCCGCGUGUACGCCCGAGCCCGACGAUAUGGCCCCAGGGUGCGUGUGCUGGAGCCGGCAUGACUCUCUUAAGGUAGCCAAAUGCCUCGUCAUCUGAUUAGUGACGCGCAUGAAUGGAGCCGCGCGAGGACAGCUGAAUGCGGCGAGGCAGCUCAAUGAAGCACUGGAGCUGGGGAGGCGCGCUGCGUGAGCGGGAGGCUGAGUGACGUGUCACGGCAGCUGGGGCAAAGGAGCUGCGUGUGUGCGUGGGAAAGGCGGAGGAGAUGCGGCGGGCCUGGAGAAGGAGGCGUGGGCUGCUUUGUCAGCCCGCUUGGCUUAUGGCGCGCGGCGCGUGCUGCUGAAUUUUGCUGGUUAGAUGUGUGCUGGACGCGUCCACACGCUGUAUGCACCUGUACCCGAUUUUUCUGUACAAUAGAAAAAAUAGGCCGCAGGGAAAAUUCGGGCGGAGCGAGAAGUGCCGGAUUUGCGGGGAUGCCAAAGGCCCCCAACAUAGAGGCGUGUGCUUAGUAGGCGCCCGCGUCAAGGUGGCUGGGUUGAUAACGACCCGGGAUCAGCCCUUUUCCUGCCAUAAGGCAGCCACCUCCUUGUUCUGUACAAUGUUGUAGCUUUUUGUGUAGUUUCAUCCCGCGACCUCCGUAUGCAAGCUUAAGACAGAAAGGCUUGGGCUCGAGGAUUAAGCAACAUGGGUGUGGGCUUCCGGUGUUUGUCCAAGGCACAAGCAGGGCUGUGUUGGGAGUGAGUUGAGCGCCUAGGCACUUGGCUGCAUAGUACAUGGCGAUGGGCAAAUAAGAAUCAGGGUUUCAAGGCAUAAACAAAGGCACAUGGCGGGGAGACUGGCACGAAGCCGUGGCCGAGGUUAGGUUUUGUUUACGUAGGCUACGUGCGCAGGGCGGUGCCCGACGCAGAAUGGUGCUGGCGUGAAAUUUCCGCAUGACUGACCGUUGAGUUGUGCCGCAGCGGCUAUCAAGUUUAGGAAAGGUGUGGGUGAAUGGCGUGUGGCUCAGCUCAAUCCUGGCUUAUUGGUUGGUGAGGAGGCAGCAGGCGGUGCGGGGGCGGGGGCGGGGGCCCAGUUGUUCGGGCUGGGUGGUGAACGGAUGUGGACGUGUUGGAGACGGCUACAGCAGAAGAAGACGAGGCAGAGGCGGCAGCGGUGGCGGCGGCGGCAGACUGUAGGCAAGCGGGAUGUUCAGCCAAGGUAUGGGUGGCGCACGAAUGAGGGCCAGGCUGGUCCGCUGGUGUAGACACGCCAAUCCGUGCACGUCAGCAUGUUCUGUGUAAUUCAAGAUGCAA